Molecule: messenger RNA, 1869 nt
Organism: Exophiala aquamarina CBS 119918
Lineage: Eukaryota; Fungi; Ascomycota; Eurotiomycetes; Chaetothyriales; Herpotrichiellaceae
Exons: 3
Coding region: 1-1869 (622 amino acids)
Molecular function (GO): NADP binding; flavin adenine dinucleotide binding; N,N-dimethylaniline monooxygenase activity
Source: RefSeq, a predicted model, not a curated record
AUGCUCGCCAACGGGCUUGACGACGUACUGCCGUACUCCCCGCGAUGGAGCCUGGAAAAUAUUGUCUGUACACUGCCAUCAACCAACUUCUCGACAAACGUCGACUAUGAAGCCAUCGCCGAGCCUAUUGUCAACGCCUUGGAACAUCUCAGUGCUGACCAGCUAGCAGCUGAAGCGAUCUGGCGCGACCUUUUUGCCCUCACUGGCACCACUCGGACCAUAUAUAAACCUGGUUCCAUACUGAAGGCGUGGUCUGAAACCAGGCAUCAGCGUCUGGGACAAGGGUUCAGACUUGUACCUACAUCAAGCAAGGAGGUUCGUCUGCCAGGCGGCUAUGGGUGGGUGCAGGUUGCGUUCACUUUCGAGAUGAGGAGCGCACCCGAGUCCACGGGAUACGGCUUCCUGUCUCUCGUACAGGAAGAUGGAAAAUGGAAGAUCUGGAUCUUACGCACCCUGUUGAAACAACUCAAAGGCCACGGUAAUGUCGACGCUCUGAUGCCAGCUCAGGGUGCUUGCGAGACUUCCACGAGGUUGAGCAUGCCAUCUCACCAGCUACAUGCAAACCCUGCCACGACUCUCAAUGGGCAUCACCUUGCUGUAGACUCUGCUGGAGAGCAUUUCGAUGUCGUUAUAGUGGGCGCCGGACAAUCAGGUCUGAGCUGCGCCGGACGACUCGAAUGCUUGGGCGUCCGUUACGUUGUCUUGGAGCAAAACGCGGAGGUCGGGGACAAUUGGAAGAUGCGCUACGAAUCCGCAAGACUGCAUACGAUUCGCGAAUACAGUCAGCUGCCCUUUGACCGCACAUUUUCAGACCCAUACCCAGAGUUCUUGGGUAAAGACGAUCUCGUAAAGGGGUACAAGGAGUGGGUCAGCAAGUUCGGCAUUGACAAGAACAUACGCUUCUCUACGACUCUCGAGUCCGGGACGUGGAACGAAGCCGGGAACUUGUACAGUCUGCAAGUUCGGCAAGAUGGAAAGCUGAAGACACUGUCUUCUCGCCACGUCAUCCUUGCAAUCGGUCCGGGUGGCCAGAUUCCAAUGCAACCGAAGUUACCAGGGGCCAAUAAGUUUUCAGGCCUCAUUUUACACUCUGCUAACUAUACAUCCGCCACAUCAUGGAAAGGUAAAUCAGGCAUUGUAGUCGGCACGGCCAAUACUGCACAUGAUGUGGCAGAGGACAUGGUGCUGGCUGGGCUGUCUUCGGUUACAAUGUUUCAACGAGGCAAGACAUAUGUUCUGCCAGCGGAGUACUUGGCCACGGUAGCCGGUCGUUCGUAUCGAAAAGAUGUCGCAACUUCUGACGCAGAUCAAGAGGCUCAAAGCCUCCCCAACGUGGUGAGUAGACUUUUAUUUGACAAGAGCCUCAAUGCCCAAGCUGCUCUUCAGCCCGAAAGAUUCGACGCUCUAGAGAGAGCGGGUUUUCAAGUCCAGCGGUACGGAGACUUGCUGUGGCAUAUAAACGAGAGGUUUGGUGGCCAUUAUAUCGACGUUGGCUGCUCGGAAAGAAUCAGUCGAGGAGAAAUCAAGAUGAAGUCCGGAGUUAGUCUGACACAGUUUGCCAACGAUGGAUUGGGAUUCAGCGAUGGUUCCGUUGUGCCAGCCGAUGUGAUCAUCUUCUGCACCGGGUUCUUGGGUGACAUGCGCAGUGAAGUGGCGCGGCUUUUCGGCCAGCAAGUCGCAGAUCGGACAAGAGGGUUCUGGGGUCUAGACGUAGAAGGCGAGUUCAAUGGCGCUUUCAGACCUUCUGGACCACUGCAGAUCAAAGCCGACCUUCUGGGGAUGCCGCUCACCGUCUACGAAGGGGAGCAGAGGUCUGCUCAGGAGAAAAUGACAGUCAUCAGCAACGGCAACCAUGAAGCAUCACAGUAA